CUGGGAGGCAGAGACAGCUUCUUCCACGAGAAAAAGGCCAUCUACAACUUGGCAACGCCCAGAAUAUUUCCAGAGUUCUCCCCACAGGGUGAAUCUCCGUUGCCAUGGGCAUCUGAACCUAACAUCUUGGCCCCAGAGAUGGAACAUAAUGUUGCCUAGCUUGGGUAGGCACUGGAAUAAUUCUUCACUCUUUAAUGGCCAUCAAGCUUUGAAUCUUCUGGAGAAAUUCCAUCUUUGUGUUGGCAGCUCUGAAGUAUGAGGGGACUACAACUGAGGUGGAGGUGACUUCUCAUGGGCCUCCAGAGGAGUCCUGGACUUCUGCUCACAGGACUGUGUGUGGGGCUGCUUUUCAGUUGGAUGAACCUUGCCCAGCCAACCGAUCUCUCAGCCCUGGCUCACCACCCCCAUUUGUGCCAGACUACACGGGAUGCCGAAGGCCGCCACUACCCUGGUUUUUUCUGCCCUCGCCUCUCUGAUACGCCUGAGGAAGCCUACUGUUGCCACCUGCAGGCUGCCGGGGGGUCCUGCUGUACCCUGGAUGAAUUUGAGGCCCUGUACCAAGUAAACUUGUCUUCUCUUCCGCCCCCACCCAUCCUCAGGGGCCCAGGCCCGCUCCUGGCACUGGGCAUCUACAGUCUACUGCUGAUGGCACUGAUGACUGCAGAUUUCGUACACUUCUGCCGUGGUCGGGGACAGAGAGAAAGACGGAACUCCAGCGGCCGCCGCCUUUCCUUUCGGGACUCUGCCGCGCGCCCCCUACAGGUCCCAGUAGGAACAGACUAGGAGCUCGAGACGCUGCCUUGAGCCUGCGCCUGCGCAACGCGGCCGAGUACCCCGCCCUUGCACAGACCCAACCUCUUCUUGGCCUCGCCUUCUUUGGCGUAACCCUGACGCAUUGCUGGGGCGGGGCAGUCACCGGCAUCUUCCCGAGCCCAGGGCCACCUUUGCUCCAGAGACUGCGCCUGCACCAGCACUUGGAACUCAGCCUCGUGAUGACUGUGAGUGGCCCGGGGACCCCCGAGCCCCGACCUUCCGACCCCGGGGCCAGCUCAGCCGAGCAGCUGAGGAAGGAGGGCAACGAGCUGUUCAAAUGUGGGGAUUACGAGGGCGCCCUGACCGCCUACACCCAGGCCCUGAGUCUAGGCGCGACGCCCCAGGACCAGGCCAUUCUGCACCGAAACCGGGCUGCUUGCCACCUCAAGCUGGAAGAUUACAGCAAAGCAGAAUCAGAGGCGUCUAAAGCCAUUGAAAAGGACGGUGGGGAUGUCAAAGCACUUUAUCGCCGAAGCCAAGCCCUGGAGAAGCUGGGUCGCCUGGACCAGGCUGUCCUUGACCUGAAGAGAUGCGUGAGCCUAGAACCCAAGAACAAAGUUUUCCAGGAUUCCCUGAGGAGCAUUGGGGGCCAGAUUCAGGAGAAGGUGCGGUACAUGUCCUCCACAGAUGCCAAAGUAGAACAGAUGUUUCAGAUACUGUUGGACCCCAAAGAGAAAGGCACAGAGAAGAAGCAGAAGGCUUCUCAGAACCUUGUGGUACUGGCCAGAGAGGACGCCGGAGCUGAGAAGAUCUUCCGGAGCAAUGGGGUUCAGCUCUUGCAGUGCCUGCUGGACACAGGGGAGACUGACCUCAUGCUGGCGGCCCUGCGCACACUGGUCGGCAUUUGCUCGGAGCACCAGUCGCGGACAGUGGCGACCCUGAGUGUCCUGGGAACUCGGAGAGUCGUCUCCAUCCUGGGUGUGGAAAACCAGGCCGUGUCGCUGGCAGCCUGCCACCUGCUGCAGGUUAUGUUUGAUGCCCUCAAGGAAGGCGUCAAGAAAGGCUUCCAAGGCAAAGAAGGGGCCAUUAUCGUGGAUCCUGCCCGGGAGCUGAAGGUUCUCAUCAAUAACCUCUUGGAGCUACUGACUGAGGUGGGGGUCUCUGGCCAAGGCCGUGACAAUGCCCUGACCCUCCUCAUUAAAAUGGUACCCCGGAAAUCGCCGAAGGACCCCAACAAUAGCCUCACGCUCUGGGUCAUUGAUCAAGGUCUGAAAAAGAUCCUGGAGGUGGGGGGCUCCCUGCAGGACACUGCUGGGGAGCUCGCAGUGACAGCAAACAGCCGCAUGAGUGCCUCCACCCUCCUCAGCAAGCUAUUCGAUGAUCUGAAGUGUGAUGCUGAGAGGGAGAACUUCCACCGGCUCUGUGAGAACUACAUCAGGAGCUGGUUUGAGGGCCACGGGCUGGCCGGGAAGCUGCGAGCCAUCCAGACCGUGUCCUGCCUUCUGCAGGGCCCAUGCGAUGCUGGCAACCGGGCCUUAGAGCUGAGCGGCGUCAUGGAGAGCGUGAUCGCCCUGUGUGCCUCAGAGCGGGAGGAGGAGCAGCUGGUGGCAGUGGAGGCGCUGAUCCAUGCAGCCGGCAAAGCCAAGCGGGCCUCCUUCAUCACUGCCAAUGGCGUCUCACUGCUCAAGGACCUGUACAAGGGCAGCGAGAGGGACAGCAUCCGCAUCAGAGCGCUAGUGGGACUCUGUAAGCUCGGAUCAGCCGGGGGGACUGACUUUAGCAUGAAGCAGUUUGCUGAAGGCUCUACUCUCAAACUGGCCAAGCAGUGCCGAAAGUGGUUAUGCAAUGACCAGAUUGAUGCGGGGACUCGGCGCUGGGCAGUGGAGGGCCUGGCUUACCUCACCUUUGAUGCUGAUGUGAAGGAAGAGUUUGUGGAGGACGAGGCUGCUCUGAAGGCCCUGUUCCAGCUCAGCAGGUCUGAAGAAAGGUCAGUGCUCUUCGCUGUAGGCUCGGCACUGGUCAAUUGCACCAACAGCUACGACUAUGAGGAGCCUGACCCCAAGAUGGUGGAGCUGGCCAAGUAUGCCAAGCAGCACGUUCCAGAGCAGCACCCUAAGGACAAGCCAAGCUUCGUGCGCGCCCGUGUGAAGAAGCUGCUGGCAGCAGGCGUGGUGUCGGCCAUGACGUGUAUGGUGAAGACAGAGAGCCCCGUGCUGACCAACUCCUGCAAGGAGCUGCUCUCCAGGGUCUUCCUGGCUUUGGUGGAAGAGGUGGAGGAUCGAGGCACUGUGGUUGCCCAGGGAGGGGGCAAGGCUCUGCUCCCGCUGGCCCUGGAAGGCACCGAUGUUGGGCAGACCAAAGCAGCCCAGGCUCUUGCCAAGCUGACCAUCACCUCCAACCCAGAGAUGACCUUUCCUGGUGAGCGGAUCUACGAAGUGGUCCGGCCUCUCGUCUCUCUGCUGCACCUCAGUUGCUCAGGACUGCAGAACUUUGAGGCCCUCAUGGCCCUAACGAACCUGGCAGGGAUCAGCGAGAGACUCAGGCAGAAGAUCCUGAAGGAGAAGGCCGUGCCCAUGAUUGAGGGCUACAUGUUCGAGGAGCACGAGAUGAUCCGUCGGGCGGCCACAGAGUGCAUGUGUAACUUAGCCAUGAGCAAAGAGGUGCAGGAUCUCUUCGAAGCCGAGGGCAACGACCGGCUAAAGCUGCUGGUGUUGUACAGCGGGGAGGAGGAUGAGCUCCUACGGAGGGCUGCGGCUGGGGGCCUGGCCAUGCUCACCUCCCUGCGGCCCUCGCUCUGCAGCCGGAUCCCACAAGUGACCACACACUGGCUGGAGAUCUUGCAGGCCCUGCUUCUAAGCCCCAACCAGGAGCUGCAGCACCGGGGCACUGUGGUGGUACUGAACAUGAUGGAGUCCUCGAAGGAGACAGCUAGCACCCUGAUGGAGAGUGAGGUCCUGGAGAUCCUGUCCGUGUUGGCCAAGGGCGAGGAGAGCCCAGUCACCAGGGCUGCUGCAGCCUGUCUGGAGAAAGCAGUGGCAUAUAGACUCAUCCAACCCAACCAGGACGGAGAGUGAGGAUUCGCCUGGGCCCACAGCUCAUGUGUCUGCCACCCAUCACAGCUCUGAGGGUCGGGAUAGAAGCAGCUUGGUCAACAGGACUGCGGUGCUGGGCACUGGCCCCUCCUCCACGGUUGCACUUAGGUGUUCUCUGUCAUGAGGACACACACAUACCACCCACACAGCCCUGCCCUGCCAGCACUCAGAGGGGCCCUGUCUGUACUGUAGAGAGCUGAGAAUGGGGGCCGUGCACCCCGUUCAAGCCUGUGGAUUAUGGGCAUCAAGAAGGAAGGGCACAGCAGCGUACUCACAAGCCGGGAGCAUCACCAGAGCCUGCCUGCCCUGAGGGCUCGUCCCCUAAUAAAUCAUGUGGAGCUAAA
Apodemus sylvaticus (European woodmouse) is the source of this 4189-nucleotide messenger RNA. It is a transcript of the gene Unc45a, whose product is annotated as unc-45 myosin chaperone A. The record is from RefSeq and is a predicted model, not a curated record. Bases 993 to 3827 code for a protein of 944 amino acids. Gene Ontology annotation, molecular function: Hsp90 protein binding. Lineage: Eukaryota; Metazoa; Chordata; Mammalia; Rodentia; Muridae. The transcript has 24 exons.